CUUCUACUUCUUUUGUGCAGCUCUAUGCAGAAAAUGAGUCCCAAAUACAACAUUCAAUGGCUCUUUCAUCUUCUUGUACCCCUAUUCAUUAUCUCCCUCAAUACCCAUCUCUCCAAAGGAUUAGAUACCAUCUAUUCGGGCCAAUCCCUUGUUGGGAACCAGACAAUAACUUCACGAGAUGGAGUCUUUGAGCUGGGAUUUUUCACUCCAGGUAACUCUCAAAACUAUUACAUAGGCAUAUGGUACAAGAGUGCACCCAAUAAAACAGUUGUUUGGGUAGCAAACAGAAACCAACCCAUUUCUAAUCCAUUUUCCUCAGAGCUGAAACUGUUUGGAAAUGGAAACUUAGUCCUACUAGACCAGUCCAAAACCCGAAUUUGGUCGACGAAUUCGACAUCAUAUACUUCUAAUUCAACCAUUGGUAUCCUUCUUGACAAUGGGAACUUUGUCCUUAGAGAAAGAUUGGAUUUCUCUAAUGUAAUAUGGCAGAGUUUCGACUACCCGACAGAUACAUGGCUGCCGGGUGGAAAAGUUGGAUUCAAUAGACUUAGUAAUGAGAAACAGAGUCUAACUUCUUGGAAAAGUUCAGAAAAUCCAGAAGGAAGUCUUUUUUCUGUUGAAGUAGAACCAAAUUCAAGUCACAUAUUGUUGUGGAAUGGGACUAAAUCGUACUGGACUAGUGGAGUGUGGAAUGGGAAAGUCUUUAGCCUUGUUACUGAGAUAGCAUUGAACUAUUACAUCAAAAAUUUGACAUACGUUUCCAAUGAGAAUGAAAGUUAUUUCACCUAUGAAGCCGGUUUCCCUACCUUUUUCACCCGGUUCGUGCUUGAUGUCACCGGGCAGCUCAAGCAGUAUGUUUGGGGAAAGGAUUUUCCCCAGUGGAGUCUGUUCUGGACUCGGCCAUUCUUGCAAUGUGAAGUUUACAACUUCUGUGGAUCAUUUAGUUGUUGCAACCAGAAUGUACCGAUUUGCGCUUGCAUUGAAGGGUUCAGACCGAACCGUCCGGCUGCUUGGCAAUUAGGAGAUCACUCAGAUGGGUGUGUGAGGGAAACUCCUUUGCAAUGUGAUCCAAACAGAGGAAAUGACUCAAAUGACACAUUUGUUGUGGUGGAAAAUACCAAAUUUCCAGGCAAUUCGGAAGAAAUUGUAUCUGCAGGGAACGUAGAGGAGUGCCAAGUAGCUUGCCUGAGAAACUGUUCUUGCACUGCUUAUGCUUAUGACAACGGGUGUUUGAUUUGGAAAAAUGCUCUUUUCAAUCUACAACGAUUUCAAUCAAGUGAUGGGAGUGGAAGAGAUAUUCAUGUUAGAGUAGCAGGAUCCAAUGUGGUGGUAACUGGGACUAAUAAGCCCAAGACAAAGAAAAAGACUAAAUGGAUUGUUUUGGGGGCAACUGGGGUGUUUUUGACACUUUCUGGCAUUACAUUGGCGAUUAUGUGGAAGCGGAGUAAGAGAGGUAAGGGAAGUGGUGUUGGGGCAGUUGAGGAUUCUUUGGUGGUGUUCAAGUUUCGCGACAUAAGAAAUGCAACAAAGAAUUUUACGGAAAAGCUUGGGGAAGGCGGGUUUGGAUCUGUUUUCAAAGGGACAUUGCCUAAUUCAUAUGUGGUGGCUGUGAAAUCAUUGAAGAGCUUGAAGCAGGAAGGAGAGAAGCAGUUCCGCGCGGAAGUGAGUACCCUUGGGAUGAUCCAACACAUCAAUCUUGUUCACCUCAGAGGGUUCUGCAUACAAGGUACAAAGAGAUUUUUAGUCUAUGAUUGCAUGCCGAAUGGUUCUCUUGAAUCCCACUUGUUCAACAAAAGUUCCAGUGUCUUACACUGGGAAACAAGAUUCAACAUAGCAAUUGGGACUGCCAGGGGACUGACUUACCUCCACGAGAAGUGCAGAGAUUGUAUCAUCCACUGUGACAUCAAGCCCGAAAACAUUCUAUUGGAUUCAGAAAACACCCCAAAAGUUGCUGAUUUCGGGCUUGCAAAACUCAUGGGGAGAGAAUUCAGCCGCGUUCUGACAACAAUGAGAGGAACCAGAGGCUACCUCGCACCCGAAUGGUUAUCAGGUGAAUCAAUCACAACAAAAGCCGAUGUUUUCAGCUACGGAAUGCUUUUAUUUGAGAUCGUAUCAGGGAGGAGAAACAGCGAAAUAAUUGGCGAAGAAUGGCAUGAGUACUUCCCUUUUCGAGUGGCAAGUAAAAUAAAUGAAGGUAAUGGGGUACUAAUGACAUUGUUGGAUAACAGGUUGGAGGGAAAUUGCGAUGUUGAAGAGCUGAAAAGGGCUUGCAAAGUUGCUUGUUGGUGCAUUCAAGAUGAUGAGAAGGUUAGGCCAAGUAUGGGGCAGGUUGUCCAAAUUCUAGAGGGAGUUUCAGAAGUAGAAAUCCCUCCGGUUCCGCGGUUCAUUCGAGGAUAUGGAGAUGGCCAAAUGCAGCCGGCCUUUGUUUUGCAGUCCAUAUCUGACAGCUCAAAUCCGCGUCCAUGAGUUCAUGUUAUCCAUUUUAUGAAUGGUUAAAACUGGUUUAGGGUGACAAGAAGGAAAAUUAAUCUGCUCCUUCCUUCUGAUAAUAAUUUCAAUUCUUAAUGUUUCCUUCUGUAAUGUUGAAUUUGAAUAAGCUAGUAGUCUAUUCUGAUGAAAGAUUUCACAAAGAGAAGCAAUAACUUUGUUUA
Rhododendron vialii is the source of this 2651-nucleotide messenger RNA. Its product is annotated as G-type lectin S-receptor-like serine/threonine-protein kinase At2g19130. The transcript is spliced from 2 exons. The record is from RefSeq and is a predicted model, not a curated record. Gene Ontology annotation, molecular function: protein serine/threonine kinase activity; ATP binding. The coding region runs from base 25 to 2466 and encodes 813 amino acids. Lineage: Eukaryota; Viridiplantae; Streptophyta; Magnoliopsida; Ericales; Ericaceae. Gene Ontology annotation, biological process: protein phosphorylation; recognition of pollen.